Molecule: messenger RNA, 1969 nt
Organism: Somion occarium
Lineage: Eukaryota; Fungi; Basidiomycota; Agaricomycetes; Polyporales; Cerrenaceae
Source: the annotation of a GenBank genome assembly
CUUUCGACGUCUGAACUUGUUUUCCCUCUGUUCCAACAAUCUUCUUGCACUAUUGUGCUCCUCAAAAAGACCCUCGAUCGUUGCCAAAUUCAUAAUGCAGCCAGAUUUCGAUGAACCGCCUGUAAUCGUGAGGGACGCCGAGGACGCCUCAUCUAUUGAUGAGGACGAAGCCCAACUGCUCAAACUGGGAUAUAAACAACAAUUGCACAGAAGUUGGUAUUUCGUUGAGAGCUUCGCCGCAAGUUUCGUUGCUCUCAACUUCAUUGGUGGCGUUCGCGCCGGUAUCUUCCUUGGUCUCCUUGCCGGUGGUCCUGCAGCGAUAUGGUCUUCGUAUAUCAUUGCAAUGUUUUUCAUGUUCAUAACGGCUGCAGUUCUCGCUGAGAUCUGUUCUGCUCUCCCUGUGAGCGGUUCAAUUUACAUCUGGGCAGCCGAGAGUGCGGGUCCCAAAUACGGUCGCUUUUUCGGAUUCCUUGUCGCUUGGUGGUCCUGCACUGCUUGGAUGACCUUUGCUGCUGGUAACUGCCAAACUACCGCCAACUACAUCGUGUCGCAACUCGCUGUCUGGGAGGUGGACUACCCUGGUGGUGUUGGAAACGACAACAUUAAGUGGCGUACCCUCAUCUGGGCCGUCUCUGAAGGUGUCCUCCUCAUCGCCAUCGCCAUUAACUACCUACCACCCAGGUGGUACUCUGCUAUCUUCCGCAUCAGUGUCGGGUUGUACCUUGUCGAUUUCUUGCUUUGUGUCAUUUGGCUGCCUAUUGGUGUCUCAAAGACCUACGGCUUUAGGAGUGCGAAGGACGUAUUCACUAUGACUUAUAACGGCACUGGCGCUCCUGCAGGAUGGAAUUGGAUUCUAUCAUUCUUGUUUUGCGCUGGAACUAUGAUUGGCUUCGACGCUUCUGGACACAUCGCUGAAGAAACGAAGAACGCUAGCGUCGUCGCUGGCCGUGGUAUCCUCUCCAGUGUGAUAGCCACUGGGAUUCUUGGUUUUGCAACGACGCUCCUGUUCCUGUUCUGCACUCCCGACCUCGACUUGCUCUUCUCUUUGGAUGCUCCUCAGCCAUUUGUCCAAUUGUACGCCCUUGCUUUGGGAAGAGGCGGGAGUGUCUUUAUGACUGUUGUUGCAACUCUCGGUCUCAUAUUGAGUACUAGUGUUGCAAUCGUCGCCGCAUCACGCCUCGUUUUCGCCGUCGCUCGUGACGGUGUACUCCCUUUGUCAUGGUGGAUCGGACAAGUUGACAGUGCCCGUCAACCUCGUAACGCAGUCACCGUCAUGUACAUCUUCGGUGCCUUGAUUCUUUGCACUAUUCUUCCCAGCCAGGUCGCGUUCUUUUCCUUGGUUUCCGCCGGCGGUAUUCCUACGACUGCUGCAUAUGGACUCAUCGCAUUCCUUCGAUUGACUAUAACUCCGGAUGACUUCAAGACUAGCCACUUUUACUUGGGCAAAUGGCGCAAGCCGUUCUACGUUGCUACAAUUCUGUUCAAUGGUUUGGUGUUUGCGUGCCAGAUCUCGCCGUUCUUCUUCCCUGUCACUGCCGAGACGUUCAAUUUCGCUUGUGUAAUUCUUGGAACAGUCACUAUCUUCGGCAUGAUCAGCUGGUACUUCGUGCCCGAUGACAAAUGGCUGCGUAAAGACCAGAUUGCUCGGGGUCUGGCGGCUGCCGACGCAUACGUCCCUCCUCAAGAUAGGGAUGGAGAUGCUGAUUCGUUGAGACGUCGUGAAUCUCCUUCUGAUGAUAAGAAGGUGAUUGAAUGAAAAACCUAGAAGUCGACAAGAUGGGAUCUUGCUGUAGAGUGUGCAUUCCGUAGGUUGAUUGGCUGGAGUGUGAAGUAGAAUGUAGCACCAGAGUCGGUCUAGAGGAUAAAGGGGGCUUGCUUUGCUGUCAUGACUGUAUUUUCUAAUUCAGCAACAUGAAGUCCUAUCAAGUAUGAUGACCUAUGAUGACAUCUUACGGGAUCUUUUCCGCCU